UACAUCUGCACCACCCACUCUCUCUCUCUCUCAUAUCCGUCUCACAUCUCUCCAUUGUGGUAUAUAUAUAUAAGGACUAAACACAAGUCUUAAGGCACUUUGGCUUCAUUGGGAUACGCGUUUUUGCACAGCCCGAAAUUUUCCGAAAGCUGAAGUCGCCGGAUUUUGGAAACAAGCUUGAACAGAUCUCCAACUCUUUCUCUAGUAUUUUGUAAUCUUUAGCAGUUUCAUAAAGAGAUGCUUUGUGUAGUGAACAUGGGGAGAGGAAAGAUCGAGAUCAAGAGGAUCGAAAACACGACCAACCGUCAGGUCACAUUCUGCAAGCGAAGGAAUGGGCUUUUGAAGAAGGCUUAUGAAUUAUCAGUGCUAUGUGAUGCAGAAGUUGCCCUCAUCGUCUUCUCCAGCCGCGGUCGAGUCUAUGAGUACUCAAACAACAACAUAAAAUCAACCAUAGAUAGGUACAAGAAGGCCAGCUCAGAUAGUACAAAUGGAGGCUCUACCAUGGAGAUCAAUGCCCAAUAUUACCAGCAAGAAUCAGCAAAGCUGCGCCAGCAAAUACAGAUGCUGCAGAAUUCUAACAGGCACUUAAUGGGUGAUUCCUUGGCUUCCUUGACUGUGAAGGAGCUAAAGCAGCUCGAGAACAGGCUUGAACGAGGCAUCACAAGAAUCAGGUCCAAGAAGCAUGAGUUGCUGUUGGCUGAGAUUGAAUACUUGCAGAAAAGGGAAAUUGAGCUGGAAAAUGAAAGCGUAUAUCUCCGAACCAAGAUUGCAGAAGUGGAGAGGCUUCAGCAAGCAAACAUGGUGUCAACACAUGAGUUUAAUGCCAUCCAGGCAUUAGUUUCUCGCAAUUUCUUUCAGCCCAAUAUGAUUGAGGGUGGAUCCACAGGCUACCCACUUCCUGAUAAGAAGGUCCUCCAUCUCGGGUAAAUGAUGGGAGAAAAUAUCCACCAAGUUCAUCUCCUUAUGAUGUUUAAAUAAAUCUUUUCCCAUGCUAUCCAAACUGUUAUGUAACGGAGAAUUAAUGUCAUUGUUGUAUUUGGGGUUUCUAUGACUUGGUAUUUAUCAGCUAGCAACCAGUACUGUUUUGUAUAACAUUAGUAUGAUAUAUAAUAAUAGCC
This is a messenger RNA of Vitis riparia (riverbank grape), 1118 nucleotides long. Its product is annotated as agamous-like MADS-box protein AGL11. Gene Ontology annotation, cellular component: nucleus. Gene Ontology annotation, molecular function: RNA polymerase II cis-regulatory region sequence-specific DNA binding; DNA-binding transcription factor activity, RNA polymerase II-specific; protein dimerization activity. The coding region runs from base 238 to 927 and encodes 229 amino acids. The record is from RefSeq and is a predicted model, not a curated record. The transcript is spliced from 10 exons. NCBI's taxonomy places the organism in Eukaryota, Viridiplantae, Streptophyta, Magnoliopsida, Vitales, Vitaceae. Gene Ontology annotation, biological process: positive regulation of transcription by RNA polymerase II.